This is a messenger RNA of Symbiodinium sp. CCMP2456, 975 nucleotides long. Lineage: Eukaryota; Dinophyceae; Suessiales; Symbiodiniaceae. The record is from the annotation of a GenBank genome assembly.
AUGGCGAGCUCUACUCGAGGAGGAGCUGCUGCCGGGUGCAGUGGUCCUGCCGAUGGCAACGACCUGGCAGAGAAGGCACUGCAUGCGGGCAUCGAAGCCGUUUGCAAUGCUAUGUCCGGGGAGGUUCGUUUCACGAACGAAAACGAGGCAGCGUUUGCUCUUCUGCGGAAGGGGUGUCGCCACUGCUGGGGCCGCACGGGCGGAGGAGAGGCCUUGAGGCAGGUGCCUGCGGAGAAGCAGGCCGUCGUUGUGGCCUUCCUAACUCGCAUUGCGGAGAUCCGGCGAGGGGCGUUGCGGCGGGUGCAGGAGCUGGGAGCCAUUUUGGCCAAGGCGUCGCCUUCCUGGCAGGAGCUCCUGGCAGGCUCAGAAGCUCUGGGUGGGCCAGAUGGGCUCCUAGUCGAGGAACUGAAGGCGUUGGGUGUCCCUGCGACAACUGCAGGUGAGGCGAAUCUAUCAGCGCCUGUGUUGGAGCAUGAAGCCAGAGUCUUCCUUCGCGAGAAGAAGUCACAAAGGUACUUGUCCAUAAUCAGCUCAUCGACUGAUGCUUGCAUCAUGAUGACCGAGCUGCCCGUCUCGCUUUUCGUGUGCUACUUUCUCGGCAAAGGCCUCUCGGAGGCCUGCGGCUCCUUCAGCACGGAGGUCUCGGAGGAGACGGAUGUUUCGUCUUUUUCUUCGCAGUUGUCCAAGUCAAGGCUGGCUGAGCUCGAAGGCGAGACUCUGGAAUUUGGCUUGGCGCACGAGGGAGUCCCGUCCUGUGGCCGCUUUCUGGGCUCCCGAAGGCGCUGGACAGAAGUGGAGCUUUGCUGCUCCAGUCGCAGCUUUGGCAAACGUGAGCGCUGGAGUCGUGGAUCAGGUGCUUCCUUGCAGCACCAAUCCAGUGGUUUGUGGCUCUGCGUGGACCCGUGCAGUCCGAACAAAGUCAGCUUGAGCUCGCAAGAGCACAGUGCUUGGGAGGCUGGGGCAGGGUCUGGUUAG